UCCAAUAUACAUUAUAUAGCCUAAAGUAAAUAGAGAGGAACUGUUUCAGAUGCUUUUUUGUCAAGUAAAUAUUCGAUUGAAACGUGUAAUAUUAUUUUGAACUCGCGAGGUUCAUUAAACGCUUAGUUUUAGUGAAUGAACGGAGUAAAAUAUUUGUGAAAUAAUUAAUUGAACAUUAAUUUGCAUUUCUAGUUUCGCUUUGCAUAUGUUGAACGUGUGAAGAUGGCGGAGAAAGGAUCGGAUUUAUUUUAUGACGUUUGCUGCGAUAUUUGCGAAGAGAAAAAUGUCAAUAAGCAAGCCAUGUUUUAUUGUCAAAAAUGUUCGAAAGGCCUUUGUGACGACUGUUUAGGGCUUCACAAACAGUUUUUUACAAAGCAUGUCGCGUAUGGAAGAGAAGAGAUGGAUAAAUGGCCUUCUACAACAAAAUCGUUCGAUGACAUGCAGUUCUGUCUACAUCAUCCUGAUCGUCUGAUAGAGAUGUAUUGUGAAGAUCACGGUAAAUUAUGUUGCUCCAUGUGUCACUUCCAUGAACACAGAUCUUGAUCAUUGUCGAUGGAAAUAAAGAUCCUGAAGCAAAUAGUUGAUACUUAUUUAUGAUCAAGACUGUGAAGACGACACCAUGCCUGCAGUAAAGUGUCCGUUCCCUGACUGUGCCUACACAACAGCCGAUCUAGAUCCGGCCAUCGUUGCGGCACUCAUAACUGCCCACAGCGCCGUACACACAUUGGCACCUGCCAAAACAGCCAGAGUAGAGAAAGUCAAGCGUCCUACAGUUACCGCCGCUGAAUCCAGCGAGGACUGGGCCUACUUUCUCUCACGCUGGAAUGAUUAUGUUGCUGCCACCAAACUGGAUGGUCGAGACAAAGUGAUCCAGUUGUUGGAAUGUUGUGAUGAACCUCUUCGGAGAGACCUAACGAGAACAACAGGUGGCAAUCUAACUGACAAAUCGGUGGACAAUGUAUUGGCAGCAAUUCGUAAGCUAGCAGUGCGUGAAGAAAACACAAUGGUGGCAAGAGUGACACUCCACAACAUGAGACAAGAUCGCGAUGAAUCUGUCCGCAACUUUGGUGCACGUCUGAGAGGACAGGCUGACAUUUGCAAAUUUGUGAUUGACUGCAACAAUUGUGCCGCCAAAGUUAAUUACACUGAAGCAAUCAUGCGUGAUGUUCUCACAAGAGGUGUUGCAGACCCUGACAUUCAGCUUGACCUACUUGGUGAUAAAAACCAGAACAUGUCGCUAGAGGAAGUGUUCCAAUUCGUGGAAGCCAAGGAAGCAGGAAAAAGGUCAGCUUCGAGACUUUUAGACUCCCAUGCUGUUGGAGCAGCCACCAGUUACAUGAAGCAGCAACAGUCCAGCAGAGACACCCAAGAAGCUUGCUCCUACUGUGGCAAACGUGGCCACGGAAAGAAAAGAACUGCACAGGAACGCAAGACUCAGUGCCCAGCUUAUGGCCACAGGUGUGCACAAUGCAGACGUGAACACCACUUUGAGAGUGUGUGCCGUAGUGUGGACAAUCCAAGGCGCCCUUCACACACUCAGCCCAAAAACCUUGACAAGGAAAGUGCUCUGUUUGACGCAUUAUGUACUGUAGAUUCCUCUCAAAUACACCAUCAGGAUGUGAACAUUGUGAACAAUAAUAAACACAGCAUCCCGCUUGAUCAUCAUGUCUAUGACAACCUGUCUGACACUUGGAUUCGCAGAAGCUCUAAGCCUCAACCAUUCGUAAGAGUGUCUAUACAGGCUCUUCCAGAGGACUACUUGGCACUUGGCAUCAAUCUUCCUAAACCGUCUCUAGCUACAGUGAUACCGGCUAUGGCUGAUACCGGAUGCCAGAGCUGCCUUGCCGGUCUCAAAGUUGUCCAUCACCUUGGGUUACGUGAAUCUGACCUAAUCCCUGUGACAAUGCGCAUGCACACAGCGAACAACGAUGGCAUUAAAAUUCUCGGUGCAUUAUUAUUGCGGAUGUCGAGCAAGGACUCUAGUGGUCAAGUAGUUGAAACCAGGCAGAUGACAUAUGUUACUGACUCAUCGGACAAACUUUUUCUGAGUCGAGAAGCCUGUAUCAAUCUUGGUAUCAUCACAGACAACUUUUCGGAAAUCCAUGCCUCACAGCAAUACAGUGCAGCAGCAUUGAAUGGUGAGGACAAAGCUCCAUGUGGAUGCCCUGCCCGUCAACUUCCGCCAGCUCCACCUAGUACAUUACCAUGCUCACCGACAGAAGAGAAUCGUGUCAAACUUCAACAGUACCUCCUUGAGUUCUACAAAGCCAGCACCUUUAACACAUGUGAACAUCAAACACUUCGUCUGAUGGACAGUCCGCCAAUGAAACUUCUGGUAGAUCCCAACGCUAAACCAGUUGCUUACCACACACCGGUACCAGUUCCAAUCCACUGGCGAGAUGCAGUCAAGGCAGGUCUUGACCAAGACGUACGACUUGGCGUCAUUGAGCCUGUCCCUAUUGGUGAGCCUGUCACUUGGUGCCAUCGAAUGGUUGUGUGUGCAAAGAAAAGUGGACAGCCAAGACGCACUGUUGAUCUGCAGGCCCUUAAUGCUCAUGCCACACGUGAAACACAUCACACACCAUCACCUUUUCAUCAAGCACGAUCAGUCCCCCAUGGGAAGAAGAAAACAGUCUUCGAUGCAUGGAACGGCUAUCACAGUGUACCCCUGUGUGAGGAAGACCGCCAUCUUACCACAUUCAUCACUCCCUGGGGAAGAUAUCGCUACAAAACUGCACCUCAGGGCUACAUUGCUUCAGGUGAUGGAUACACCCGACGCUAUGAUGAGAUUGUUGCAGACAUCCCUCACAAAACCAAAUGUAUUGACGAUGCAUUGCUAUGGGCUGAUGAUCUCGAGGACAGUUUCUUUCAAGCGGUACACUGGCUAGACAUUUGCGGUCGAAAUGGCAUAACACUGAAUCCAGAAAAGUUUGUGUUUGGAGCUGAUGUUGUGGAAUUUGCAGGAUUUGAAAUUACACGCAACGAUGUAAGACCCUGCCAGAGAUACUUACAAGCCAUCCUUAACUUCCCCACGCCAAAAGACAUUACAGAUGUGCGUUCCUGGUUUGGUCUAGUAAACCAGGUAUCAUAUGCUUUCAGCAUGGCCGAAAGAAUGCUACCCUUUAGGGAACUUUUGAAACCUGGCACUCCAUUCAACUGGAAUGAACAUCUCCAGAACGUCUUCGAUGAGUCAAAACUACUGAUCGCCAGCGAAAUAGAAGAAGGUGUUCGUAUCUUUGACCCCAAAAGACCCACAUGUCUGGCGACCGACUGGUCAAAAGUGGGUAUUGGAUUCUGGCUCCUUCAAAAGCACUGCACAUGCUCAAAGAAGGAACCCUUCUGUUGCCCAUCUGGAUGGAAGAUCACACUUGUUGGCAGCAGAUUCACUCAUCCAGCAGAGUCUCGCUAUGCGCCGGUUGAGGGUGAAGCUCUUGCCGUCGCAGAUUCCCUUGACAAGGCCAGGUACUUUGUCCUAGGCUGCGCAGACCUCAUCAUUGCUGUUGACCAUAAGCCUCUUCUCAAGAUAUUCACAGACCGAUCGCUUGAGGACAUCUCUAAUACUCGUCUAAGAAACUUGAAAGAGAAAACGCUACGCUACAAGUUCCGUAUGGUCCACAUCCCAGGUGUCAAACAUCGCGCCACUGACUGUCUAUCACGUCAUCCAAUCAGUGAUGCAGAAAAGCUGAUGUUGCCAGAUGAUGAGACACAUAUCAAUUCAACCUCUGUGUGUCCAGCUAGCCGCAGUACUCUCAUGACUGGUUUGAGAAUGCAGGAAGAUCAGGAAGACUCCAUAGAUGAAUGCGUCAUUGCAUGUGUUGUUUCAUCCCUCAAUGCUCUCAACCUUCGAUCAGUCACCUGGGACAGAGUUCGCACAGCCACAGCUAGCGAUACAGACAUGCUAGCAUUGACCGACAUCAUCGAAUCUGGUAUCCCGGAACACCGUCACCAGCUGCCAGAAUCGCUCAGAGACUACUUUCAGUACCGUGAAGGUCUAUCUACAGUCGAUGGCGUCAUCCUAUACAAAGACCGUAUUGUCAUACCACCAUCACUGAGAGACGAAGUACUUGAGGCUUUGCACGCAGCUCACCAAGGUGUCACCUCCAUGGUUGCUAGGGCAGAGACAUCAGUAUUUUGGCCAGGAAUCACACCUGCCAUUACGGCUCUUCGUACCAGUUGCCAACAAUGCAACCGUAGUGCACCAUCAAAUCCUAGCGCACCACCAGUACCUCCAUUAAGUCCAGAGUAUCCAUUCCAGUGCUUAUGUGCUGACUAUUUCAGCUACCAAGGGCAUCAUUUCCUUGUUGUAGUGGACCGUUAUUCCAACUGGCCAAUUGUAGAGCAGUCAGCUAACGGAGCCCAAGGACUGAUCACAUGUCUUAGACGUAUCUUUGUGACAUAUGGAAUACCUGAUGAACUUGCCUCUGAUGGUGGCCCUGAAUUCACUGCUGUAGCCACACGUCAAUUCCUGAGUGAUUGGGGUGUACACCAUCGCCUAUCCUCCGUAGCCUUCCCACACAGCAACUGUAGGGCCGAAAUUGGUGUAAAGACAGUGAAGCGUCUCCUUAUGGAUAACACAACUUCCACUGGUGACAUAAACACAGAUGCCUUCCAGCGUGCCAUGCUUCAGUACAGAAACACACCAGACAGGGAUACCAAACUCUCUCCAGCCAUGUGCAUAUUUGGCCGCCCCAUUCGAGACUUCAUACCAAUUCCACCUGGAAAGUAUAAACCUCAUGAAACUUGGUUAAGCACAUCACUGGCCCGUGAAGAAGCCUUGCGAAACAGGCACAUGCGGUGUGCAGAAAAACUGUCAGAGCACACUCAGAGAUUACCACCUCUAGCUGUGGGAGACAAUGUUCGCCUGCAAAACCAGAUUGGACUCUAUCCUCGCAAGUGGGACAAGACUGGCGUGGUAAUUGAAGUUCGCCAAUUUGACCAGUAUGUGGUACGACUUGAUGGCUCAAGACGGGUAACCCUUCGCAAUAGGAAGUUCCUACGAAAGUAUGUCCCCGUUCAACUACAACCACGACGGCUGUCCAUUGAUAGUGACCUAGCACUCAGGCUACCUGCAGCAACAACUGAAAAUCCCACAGGACACUCCAUCACACCAGCAGUGACCCCAACACAUGCAACCAGAUCUACGCCGGCUGCAACCAACACCGGGAUCCCAACUCACUCUGCUCCUCACCCUACUGCGUCACCCAGUAAGGUAACGCCAAGCAGCAGUGAGACACCCAGCCGAGGUAACCUGCAGCAGAGUCGUCGUCAGCUAGCCUAUACUGAGCCUCCGAGUCCUGACAGUCGACCAGUAGACGUUUCCGUGGACACAGGACCAAGUCGUGAGACACCAAACCGCACAACCCCGCCAACGGACCUGUUGUGCCUUCCAGUCAGACGAUCAGGAAGAACUAGAACUGCCCCAGAGUGGCAGAAAGACUAUGUCAUGUGAUUGUUGACAAAGACUCAUAUAGUUGACCACAUCAAAGACAUUUGCCUUUUCUUGUUGUUAAAAAGUUCUUUUUUUUCUCUUACUUUAUAAGGGAGUAGACCUGGUGGGCUCCAAUGUUCCCAGUACUUUUUGUUAUCAGUCUUUGUUUCAACUUCAGUUAAAGUGUAAUAUUAUUUCAUAUGAACAUUUCAUACCCAAAGACUUGGGGGGAGAUACAGGAUAGUAUAGCAUCAUUUCUCUAAUUAUCAUUUUAUAGAUAUAAUUAUCAUCAUUGUUAAUUUCAGAUCUUGAUCAUUGUCGAUGGAAAUAAAGAUCCUGAAGCAAAUAGUUGAUACUUAUUUAUAAACAAGAGCAGACAAGUAUCAAGUAUUUUGUAAGGAUUAUGACCCUUUUUAACCAGGCUUUCCGAAUUAAAAAAUCGGUUAUUAGAUUGGCGAAUGCGGGCGGACUGGCAGGCGGGCGGGCGGAACAAGCUUGUCCGGGCUAUAACUAUGUCGUUCAUUGUCAGAUUUUAAAACCAUUUGGUACAUUUGUAAACCAUCGUUGGACCGUGUGUCGCGCGAAAGAAUGACGUCGAUUUCUCCAAGGUCAAGGUCACACUUUGAGUUCAAAGGUCAAAAAUUGCCAUAAAUGAGCUUGUCCGGGCAAUAACUAUGCCAUUCAUUGUCCGAUUUUAAAAUCAUUUGGCACAUUUGAUCACCAUCAUUGGACGGUGUGUCGCGCGAAAGAAUUGCGUAGAUAUCUCCAAGGUCAAGGUCAACACGACAUAAAUAGAUUAAUUUUGAAACAAGGGGGUAACUGUGAUGAACAAUCAGUAGCAAUGCACAUUUUGAGUUGUAGUUGUCUCCCAUUAUCAGACUUUUUUAAAAUUGAAAACCUGGUUUCGUGACAAUUUUGUCCCUUGUUUCACUAAGAAAAUUGAAAAUUUGGUUUAGUUUUGUGUUUAGCUCCACUUUUAUUCCUAAAGUAUCAAAGCCGUUGCAAUACUUACUAACUAUAAUAAGGGGAUUGUGCAGGCAAAAUUAUGUUACUCUGACUGGCAUUUUGACAGAAUUAUGACACAUUUUAUACUUAUAUAAUUGAACAUAUGGUUAAGUUUUGUGUGUUGGGCCAUUUUACUCCUAAAGUAUCAUAGCUAUAAUUGCUUUCAGACUUUGAACACUUGCUAACUAUCAUAAAGGGGACUAUACAGGAAAAGUGACAUAACUCUUGUUGUCAGUUUAACGGAAUUAUGGCCCUUUUUGACUUAGUCACUUUGAAUAUUUUAUUAAAUUUUGUGUUUAGAUCCACUUUACUUCUACAGUAUCAAGGCUAUUGCUUUAAAACUUCAAACACUUUCUUAUUAUCAUGAGGUAUUGUCACCCUCAAGUUGAAUUUCACAUUGACCUUUGAAUGACAUUGACUCUCAAGGUCAAUUAAUAAUUUUUGCUUAAAUUGCCAUAACUUCUUUAUUAAUGAUCAAAUUUGAUUCAUACUUUGACAAAACAACACUUACCUGACAUACCACAAUAGACUCCACCCAAACCAUCCCCACCCCAGAAUCCUCCCCUAUUGUGUUUCCUUUUGUUUCUUAUUUUUAAAAGAUAAUCUAAUAAAUGACCACCCCCUCCACAUAAUACCCCCUCUAAACUCCCCACCCCUACCCAAAAAGAUUUUUUUAACAUCGUAUAAAACACAAAUAUUUAUUUAUUUCAUUUUUGAAGGACCAUCCCACCCGAGCUAUUGCCAUCAAACUUGAAAUAAAAUCUUAUUGCUUUGUUUUAUGUCCUUACACAUGUUCAAUACAUUGUGGAAAAUAUAUCUGAACUCAGAAUCGUCUAUAAAGUACAACUUCUUUAAAACAUAAGCGAUCAGUAUGUUUCAAUUAUGGUCCUCUUCCACUUAGAAUAUGACUAUAUUACCUUGACCUUAUUGAAUAUGAACAAUUUUCCCAUGAUGGCUUAGUUAUACUGUCAAGCACUCGAAUAGUCGCGCGCGCUGUCUUCUGACAGCUCUUGUUCUCCUAGUCGUCCUGGGUUCAAAACUCAUUGAAUGCGAUUAUUUUUAUUCAAAAAGUUAUCACUUGUAUAAUUAUUUAUGGGUGUUUCAAGUAUAAGUAUUCGUCAGAUAAAUGAUUUUAAUACGAAAUACGAAAACCUUUGUACAUGUCCAUUUAAUAUACCCAUUCAUUUACACAUCUUUACCCAGUAACUAACAUUAUUGUAAUUAAUUUCUAAGACAGCAUAGCAACAUAUUCAUCCUUAAAUUAAAACGUAAUGUAUUAUAGGCCCUGUAUCAAGCUAGUGCUGAUAAAAGACAAAUCACAAGCCUUCCAUGAUGCGGGGGAAUUUCAUAAAAUAUGUGCAACUAUAACCAAUGUUCAACAAGAACUUAAGACUGCAAUUGAUGAUACAUAGGAAUUUCUGAAGAAACUGCAGGAUUCGUACGAUAAAGCUUAUGAUGAAAUUAAAGUGUUUCGUCAGAAAAUCAACGAUAUACUUGACGAAUUGGAGAGAAGUACAAUAUAUUCCUUGGACACAUUGCUGCAAACAAUGAAACAGUCUUUAAAAACUGACACAGACAAGUGUUCUAAAGCCACAAACGGUUUGAAGAAAAUAAGCGACGCGAUCACUUAUAUUAAAACAGAUCAAAACGAUCUAUCAUUUAUAGCGUACCAAAGAGCAUCGGAAAUGGUUUCACAUGCAGAUAAUAUUUUGAAAGAAUUGACUGUUCACAGAAGCACUGUUGUAACGUUUAAGAGCAACCCUAGUAUUGAUGAAACACUAUCAGGGUUUCGUUGCCUUGGAGAUAUUAAAUGUGCUGAAAAGCAGCUGGAAAAUAAUAAAAACACGAUACUCGAGUGUAGUAACAAAUCGCUUUACGAUAUCCGAAGCGCAUCUGAUAAUGUUACAUGCGAGAUAAGGGGCAUAUGGGAGCUACCUGGUGGAGAAAUCCUUAUAGCAGACAACAACAACAAGAGGGUGAAAUUGCUUGAUACGCAGUACAAAGUUGUCACACAUACAGAUUGUUGGUCCCAUCCAUGGGAUAUGUGCAGUAUAAGCCCUACUGAGGUCGCUGUUACAGUUGGUGUAUAUGCUAGAACCAACACUGUCCAAUUCCUAAUUGUCAACAAUAGACAGAUAGUUAAAGGCAGGGAACUGAAAAUCAUACACAAUUGUCAUGGUAUCGCACACUUUAACGGCAGUUUGUUUAUCACAUCACUGACUGCCUUGUAUCAGUACACACUGGCUGGUCAGCUGGUGAAGAAGAUCUAUGAAGAUACUUCUAGGAACUUCACAGUCCACAAGUGCGCAGUGUGUACCGAUGGAUCAAAGCUGUAUGUUACCAACUUGAAGGACCACAAGCUCCUGACCCUGUCUAUGGAUGGGACGGUCUUGUCAUGCUUGAAAGAUCGUGUACUUCGAAGUCCUACAGGUAUACACGUUACAGAGACAGGACAGCUGAUAGUCUGUGGACGUGGUUCACACAAUGUAGUACAAGUGAAUGGUGAGGGCGGAGUAAUGACGCUGGCUUCCAAAACGGAUGGACUGCAUGAACCAGAGGCUGUAUACUUCAGUGCCUGCACUGGCAGGAUUAUUGUUGGUCAUACCAGUGAUAAGAUUCUGGUGAUCAAUACUAACUAAAAGACAACAUGUAUUUAUUGUAUUGCAUACUUACAUUUUAAUCCACGAUAUCAGGGCAUAUUACGAAAGUUUUGCUGGUAAGAACUAACAUACAUAUAAAACCAACUUGGUAAUCCGUUUACUUCAGUUUAAGUUGCUCAUAAUUUGUUAAAUAACACAAGUUAGACAAAUACAUAAUUUUAUUUUGAAUUUAAAAUCUGUUCGGCACUGUUCCCGCUAGUCGAGUCUAUGUCAAUACAUUCAAAUAUGUCAUUAUCAUGCAAAACUGAGCUUAAAUUGUAGAUCUUCUCAUAAUGUUCAAAUAACACAAGCUUAUGUAAAAGAGAAAAAUAUUUUCAAUAUCAGUUAGCACAUACAGGGUACUUGUAAUUAGUGCCAAUACAUACCUACUGUUUAUUAGUUCAUUUUCGAUAACGAAGCUUAAACACUUAUUAAAAAAGGAGUGAGGGUGGAUUUAGUUUUAUGUAAAUGUUUAUUUCAUUUUGGUUUCUGUUUUUCUAUUUUCUUUAAUUACGUAACAAAUCCUUACAUCGAGAGGCGUUCCGUGCCACAACGAAAGCGAAAAUGCAUUUUUUAAGUAAAGUUAUUGAAAAUUACUAUAUAGCGUACAUUGAACGCAAUUAAUGAUUUGAUCAUAAAGAUGAUAUCAAUGACACUAGAUAUUUGACAUAUUAGGGAAAAAGCUAUGUUAAAAGUCAUCAAAAUGGCAUGUAUGCCCCGUCACGAUUGUUCCACCAACUUCGUCAUCAUUCUAUCUUCGAUAGAGUUUGUGAUAAGUGUCUGAACCUGCAGUAUACGGUGAACCUGUAGCUGGAUAUAUGCUUCAACUCAUGGACCAUCUCUUUUUAUGCACAAAUGUCUUUACGUGUUUUAAUUUUAGAUUUUCUUACCUGUUUUGUGAAUGUCUAUAUUCCAUUGUUCUUGUUUAUGACAUAGAGGCAGCCAAGAAUGAACAGAGCGGCUGCAUUUUGACAGAAUGGCCACCAAUAUUCAUCUACACCGUGUAUAUAUGUUUUCUCGAGAGUUUUUUUUAAUGUCGAUUCAGUGUGUGUUAAAAUACGAAAUUGUUUCGGCAUGAAUUAUUGUUUUUUCGUUGGGCGCUGCACCCGAUCCAGGUUAUUACUCAAAGAAAAGUGUAAGUUACUCUAAAAACAUCAUACAUUGGAAUGAUAUUUUCAUAUUGUCCCUGAUAAAAGCAAUUAUAAUUUCAUAAAUGUAUUUUUACAAUUUUAAUUGAAAUAACGAAUUUUUCUUAAAUAGAAUAAUACAAUUUGUGUUGUGUGUCUACCAAUGUAAUUAUAUGUUUAUGCCCCCGGCAGGAGAACCACAUUGCAGUCGCAAUGUCCUUCCGUCUAUUCGUCCGUCCGUGAUUCCGGAGUUAAAUGACUUGAAGAUCAAGUUCUAGUUUUGUUCCGGUCCAUUGAUGUUUGACAAAGUUACGGUCAUAUGGUCUGGUAACAUAGAUUUAACAAGAUAAAAAAUGCUCUUUUUUGUUUGUAGCGGAAACAUAUAUUAAACACGGGAGGCGGAAAACGACAACGGGCGAGGCAUGGUAUGGUAUUGCGCAA
This is a messenger RNA of Dreissena polymorpha, 10640 nucleotides long. RefSeq lists its product as uncharacterized. Gene Ontology annotation, molecular function: nucleic acid binding. Bases 620 to 5449 code for a protein of 1609 amino acids. Gene Ontology annotation, biological process: DNA integration. The transcript is spliced from 3 exons. Lineage: Eukaryota; Metazoa; Mollusca; Bivalvia; Myida; Dreissenidae. The record is from RefSeq and is a predicted model, not a curated record.